AUGAGGAAUGAUUUUGAAUUCGAGCGCGCGUAUAAAUCUGCCAUGUCAAGCUUUAUCGCCAAGGGAUACGCUAGGGAAUUAACGCCAACUGAGGCAAAGGUUCAAACGCAUUUUAAUUGGUACUUACCACAUUUUGGAGUUUUUAAUGUCAAUAAGCCUGGAAAGCUGCGGCUGGUGUUCGACGCGGCAGCGGCGGUAAACAGGGUGUCGUUAAACUCUGUUCUCCUGAAGGGUCCAGAUGAAAUGCAACCCUUGAUUAGAGUAUUGCUACAAUUUCGAGAGGGCGUUGUUGCCAUAUGCGCUGACAUAAGGGAAAUGUUUCUACAAGUCGGCAUGAGGCAGGAAGAUCAGAAUGCACAACGUUUUCUGUGGCGAUACGACAUCAAUGACCCUGCAGGAAUCUAUGUGAUGACUUCAAUGAUUUUUGGAGCCACAUGCUCUCCAUGCAUAGCACAGCAUGUUAAGAACAGAAAUGCUGAGGAAGUCGCCGGUGAUCGCCCCGAAGUGAUAAGGGUAAUAACUGACAAUCAUUAUGUGGAUGACUUCGUGUGCAGCUUUAGGGACGAGAGUGAAGCAUUGGAAAUUGGCCAAGCCGUGAGGGAAACUCAUUUAAAGGCCGGAUUUGUUUUGAGAAUUUUUAUCUCCAACUCCAGAGACGUGCAAAACCGCCUAAACAAAAGCGUUCAACACUCACAGGCCGUAGUUAGCAUGGAUGCAGGUGGUCAUGUCGACAAGGUGUUGGGACUGUUCUGGGACAGCCAAGUUGAUGCACUUGUAUUCAAACUAAAAUUGCAUAGAGUUGAUCCACAGAUACUCACAGGGGACAAAUGUCCAACUAAACGAGAAUUUCUGGGUUUGGUGAUGUCUGUUUAUGACCCCUUGGGAAUGUUGGCCGAUAUUAUGAUAUAUGGGAAGAAUUUACUGCAGUCACUGUGGAGGAAAGGCACUGCGUGGGACAACGAAUUUCCUUCUGAUAUUCUUGGCAGAUUCACGUCAUGGAUCAGAAGAUUACGAAUGGUGGAACAGCUCAGAGUAAGCAGGUGCUAUGCGCCAGAAUUUUUGUCGCCAAAUACCACUGUUGAACUGCAUGUAUUCAUGGAUGCCAGUGAGCAAGCCUUCGCUGCAGUGGCCUUUUGGAGAAUAAUUGCACCCGGAAGCGUUAAAAUUAGCUUUGAUUUGGGAAAAACCAGAUGCGCACCACUGAAACUGCUGUCUAUACCCCGCUUAGAGCUGCAGGCCGCUGUUUUGGGUACACGGUUGAAAUCAACGAUUGUUGAAAGCCAUACUAUCAAACCCAGCCGAACUAUUUUGUGGACUGUUUCUAGAACGGUUUUGAUGUGGAUCAAAUCUGACCAUCGACAAUAUAAACCUUUUGUUGCGCAUCGUAUAAGCGAGAUAANGAUGUGGAUCAAAUCUGACCAUCGACAAUAUAAACCAUUUGUUGCGCAUCGUAUAAGCGAGAUACUGGAUGAGACACACGAGAACGAAUGGCGUUGGUGCCCAUCGAAGUUGAAUGUGGCCGAUUUGGCUACAAGAGCUGCUUACCCUAUGCGCGAGGAAACAGAUUUACGGUGGACAAGGGGUCCUGAAUUUUUGCUUCAGCCAGAAGAGCUUUGGCCAGUUUUGCAAGGCAUAAAGGUGGAGGCGGUCGUCGAUGAGGAGAAACGAAGAUGCAUGCUGGUGAUUCCGGCGGGAAAGGUAAUUAAUUUCACACGCUUUUCGAAUUAUUUGCGUCUGAAGCGAACGAUUGCUUGGACACUACGAUUUUUUUCUAAUGUCAAAGCCAAAUACAUUGGAUCAGUAGGGCCGUCAGGAGAACUUACCUCCGCCGAACUAAAGGACGCGGAGCUGCGAUUGUGUCGAAUAGUUCAAAAAGAGGCAUUUCCCAACGAAAUUAUGCAAUUGAAAAAUAAUAACACCGUGUCAAAGGACAGUGACAUUUAUAAACUUACGCCGCAACUCAAUCACGAUGGUGUCCUAUGCGUACAAGGGCGAAUAGAUUACGCGGCCGCACUUAGUGAGGGCACGAGAAGACCUAUCAUAUUGCCAUACAGACACGACUUCACUGAAUUGGUCGUUCAGUGGUACCACCAAAGACUUUAUCAUCAAAACCACUAG
Messenger RNA from Rhagoletis zephyria (snowberry fruit fly), 2118 nucleotides. RefSeq lists its product as uncharacterized. The record is from RefSeq and is a predicted model, not a curated record. NCBI's taxonomy places the organism in Eukaryota, Metazoa, Arthropoda, Insecta, Diptera, Tephritidae.